Exophiala xenobiotica is the source of this 2281-nucleotide messenger RNA. Its product is annotated as T-complex protein 1, theta subunit. Gene Ontology annotation, molecular function: ATP binding; ATP-dependent protein folding chaperone; ATP hydrolysis activity. NCBI's taxonomy places the organism in Eukaryota, Fungi, Ascomycota, Eurotiomycetes, Chaetothyriales, Herpotrichiellaceae. The transcript is spliced from 2 exons. Gene Ontology annotation, biological process: protein folding. The record is from RefSeq and is a predicted model, not a curated record. Gene Ontology annotation, cellular component: chaperonin-containing T-complex. Bases 58 to 1827 code for a protein of 589 amino acids.
GGCUCUCCCGCAUUCAUAUUUCAUUGUCCACCAACACCACCCACCGUUCACUCUACAAUGUCGCUAACGAUACCCCAGGCCUCUCAGGCCGGCCUAUUCAAGCCUGGUUAUACCAGCUACGAUGCCGAAGAUGGCGCCGUGAUCCGGAAUAUUGACGCUUGCAGAACGAUAGCUCAGACCGUACAAACGUCCUUAGGACCGUACGGACGAAACAAAAUCGUCAUCAACCACCUGCAAAAGAUGAUCCUGACCUCCGACGCCGCCACCAUCCUGCGCGAACUAGAAGUCGUUCACCCCGCUGCGAAACUCCUCGUCAUGGCCAGUCAACAGCAAGAGGCCGAGAUGGGUGACGGGACGAACAUGGUCAUAGUACUGGCAGGAGAGCUGCUCAAGAAGGCGGAAGAACUAAUACGGAUGGGCCUCAAGACCAGCGACAUUGUAUCCGGCUACGAAAAAGCACAAGCCUACGCCUUGACGUGCCUAGAAGACCUCGAAGUCGACAGCGUCUCAGACCUGCGAUCGCCGGAAGAACUCACCAAAGCUCUGCGCACAGUCGUUGCGGCGAAACAAUCUGGCUCCGAGGACGCCAUAUCACAAUUGAUUGCCGAAGCCGUCCUCGCGGUCCUGCCCAAGAAUCCAGUCAACUUCAAUGUAGACAACAUCCGCGUGGUCAAGAUCAUGGGCGGAGACCUAUCAUCAUCCAGAGUUGUCAAGGGCAUGGUCCUCGGCCGUGAACCUGAUGGGAUCGUAAAACGUGCGAAGAACGCCAAAGUCGGCGUCUUCUCUUGCCCCAUCGACACCUCCCAGACCGAGACCAAGGGUACCGUCCUCCUCAAGAACGCCCAAGAAAUGAUGGAUUUCUCAAAGGGCGAAGAAUCCCAACUCGAGGCCGCCAUCAAAGAGCUCUACGACUCCGGUCUACGCGUAGUCGUUGCCGGCUCAACCAUCGGCGAAUUGGCCCUCCACUACCUCAACAGAAUGGGCAUUCUCGUGAUCAAGAUCCUUUCUAAAUUCGAACUCCGCCGCCUCUGUCGGGUUUGCAAUGCCACGCCCCUCGCCCGCCUCGGCGCCCCAAUGCCUGAUGAGGUGGGCAACAUCGAUGUUGUCGAGACCGCCGAGAUCGGCGGCGACCGCGUCACCGUCUUCCGCCAGGAGUCCGAGACCGCAACGACACGAACUGCGACCAUUGUCCUCAGAGGAGCCACGCAGAACCAUCUCGACGACGUCGAACGCGCGAUCGACGACGGCGUCAAUGUCAUCAAAGCCGUGACCAAGGACUCGCGCCUCGUCCCCGGCGCCGGCGCCACAGAAAUGCAACUCGUUGAGCGCAUUUCCCAUUUUGCGGACAAAACGCCCGGCCUGCCACAGUACGCUAUCCGCAAAUACGCCGAGGCGUUCGAGGUCAUUCCACGCACGCUCGCCGAGAGCGCCGGGCUCGAUGCUACAGAGGUCCUGGCGAGACUCUACACCGCACACCAGCAGCGCCUGAACACGAGCGAAGUCAAGCGCCGCAAGGCCAAGGAGGAGAGUGACGAGAGCUCGUCGGGCGAGGAAGAAGAAGAAGACGACGACGAAGGUUCGUCCAGCAGCACAUCCGAAGAGGAGCCGUACUGGACGACGGGCGUGGACCUGGAAGGCUCGGAUUCAACGGGCGUGCUGGACGCCGUGGAUGAGCAGAUCCUCGAUCUGCUGGUGACUAAGAGCUGGGCCAUCAGAUUAGCAACGGAGGCCGCACGAACGGUGCUGAGUGUCGACCAGAUCAUCGUGGCAAGACAGGCUGGUGGGCCCAAGCCGCCGGGCCCGAAUCCGAACUGGGAUGAGGACUAGCGUGGAGGAAAUGGACAAAAUACAUGAGCCAUAAAACGCUUCAACUCGCUGACGAGGUAAUGUGCCUGAAAGAGAUCGAGGACGGAGAAAAUGGCCUGAAGGUGGAGAGGUAGUUUCCAGUGUCGGGAUAUGCCUUCAUAGCAUCGGCACUGUGAGCUGCUCGCAGGUCAAGAGGACGCAGAAGGCUACGAGGCGUGGGAGCAAAGAGGAUAUCAAAGUUCGUUGUGGCAAAGGCUGCACAACUGUCGUCCAGUACCGGGGUGCAUACGCUGCUCUGGACAGUCCACACAUUCCUGGUGGCCAACGUGCGUUUCGCAUCACAGUCGAUCUACCACAUCAAGAUAAAAGGGUCUCCAGAGGCGGACGUUGUUUGACGCGUCGUCUCGCAAAGACCCGAGGCGUGCGAACACAAUCGUACAAAAAAAUGCCGAAUGAAACCACUUGAAAUCUGAAA